AUGGCUCAGCAAGUUGUAACAACCAACAAAAAGAGCCAGUCUAAUGGCCCCGAUUACAAGGCCAUGCUCGAUGAGGCCGCUUCUCGGAAGGAGAGCCCUCCGCAUGAGGAGGAACAGAGCCCCAGUAUUAUUGACAAGGUCUCACAGUACGUCCCCGCCGUAGGAAAAGUGCUCGGGAAGCAGGAGAAGAAAUUAGAGGGUGGCCCGUCGUCGGCAGACACAAAUAAACCGGGGCCGCCAGAUCGACCUAUCCAUGACACGCAGAUCGAAGAGUUCAUCAAGGGCCAACAUCAGAGCAAGAAGGUCGUCGGUAUAGAGGAACCAACGCAGGAAUAGACCAUUGCCCAUGUCAUCCCCAAAAUCAAGUGAACCGUCCACACCGCGCAGGCGGCACGGCAGCCCCAGCUGACGUCUAGUUUUCCAUGUCCUUGCAUCGGGACCUAUUACGAGCUGGGAAUCCCACCGAUGUGUUGUACGACCGUGACGCCGUGAAGGAAACGUCAGUCCGGAGGCAAUCAAGUACCCCGUUUUAGAUCCGAGCCGCCGGUGGUCAACCCGAACGCGCUUGAUCGCGUCAAAAUCCAGGUGAUCGUGAAGGCUUGUCUCCAAUCAUUCAGCAUUUCACACCCACAUGAAUACUAGGUGAGAAACUUCCUAUCAAGGAGGUCCAUCUCCGAAGGAGAUCUCAUUGAGAUCUGGCAACCUGACACCGUGGGAUACUAGUGACGGUCGUGGCAUCUUCGUGAAU
Parathielavia appendiculata is the source of this 748-nucleotide messenger RNA. RefSeq lists its product as uncharacterized. NCBI's taxonomy places the organism in Eukaryota, Fungi, Ascomycota, Sordariomycetes, Sordariales, Chaetomiaceae. The transcript has 2 exons. The record is from RefSeq and is a predicted model, not a curated record. Bases 1 to 336 code for a protein of 111 amino acids.